This is a messenger RNA of Corticium candelabrum, 2925 nucleotides long. RefSeq names its product lysosomal alpha-glucosidase-like. The transcript is spliced from 22 exons. The coding region runs from base 37 to 2706 and encodes 889 amino acids. Lineage: Eukaryota; Metazoa; Porifera; Homoscleromorpha; Homosclerophorida; Plakinidae. Gene Ontology annotation, molecular function: alpha-1,4-glucosidase activity; carbohydrate binding. Gene Ontology annotation, biological process: carbohydrate metabolic process. The record is from RefSeq and is a predicted model, not a curated record.
UAUACACUACAAUAUUGAUAUUAAUGUUCAAUCAAAAUGUCGGUAUUUCGGAAGUUUCUUCUUUCACUUGUGGUUGUCUGUCACGGAGCUCCUGCUUGUAAUGACAUUUCUGUAGCAAUGCGUUUCGACUGUUUUCCAGACUUGCUGCCUACUCGAGAGAAGUGCGAGUCCAGGGGCUGUUGCUGGAAUGAAUCUCAUGUAGUAUUUGGUGAGAGUGUUGGGAUGGGUGUGCCUGCCUGUUUCUAUCCAAGUGAUUUUGGUUAUCAGCUGUCUGAUAUGCAUAGUGGAAAGACUGGUUUGUCGGGCACUCUAAAUAUGCAGAGCAAGGGUGGUGCGUAUGGAUAUGAUAUUAAACGAUUGACUGUGGACAUGAUGAUGGAGAGUGAAACCAGAUUACAUGUCAAGAUCUAUGAUCCAGCAAACAAGAGAUAUGAAGUUCCAUUUGACCCUCCAGGGUUCGGCACAAAACCAGCAUCUUUGGCAUAUACAGUGGCAUACACAAAGUUUCCAUUUGGGUUUAGUGUUACAAGAAAGUCAACUGGAACAGUCAUAUUUAAUUCUACUGCUGGAGGCUUUGUGUUUGAGGACCAAUUUUUACAAAUGUCAACUGUUCUUUCUUCAUCUAAUAUUUAUGGUCUCGGAGAACACGUGGCUCCUCUAAAGCUCAACAUGAACUGGCAACGUAUGUCACUUUUUUCAAGAGACAGAGGUACACCAGAGGGUGAAGGGCACAACUUGUAUGGUGUGCAUCCUUUCUAUUUGAAUAUGGAAGAUGAUGGAAACGCUAACGGAGUAUUUCUUCUUAACAGCAAUGCCAUGGAUAUCAUCUUACAGCCUACACCUGCUGUAACUUAUCGAUCUAUUGGAGGCAUAUUUGACUUUUAUAUAUUUUUGGGACCAAAGCCAGAUGACGUUAUCCAACAGUAUGCGGGGGUUAUUUCAUCACCGUUCAUGCCUCCAUAUUGGGGUCUUGGAUUUCAUCUUUGCCGAUGGGGCUACGACAAUGUGAAUAACACAAGGGCUGUUGUAGACAGCAUGCGGAAAGCCGGUAUUCCUCAAGAUACUCAGUGGAACGACAUUGAUUACAUGGAUGGCCAUAAAGACUUUACGUACGAUUCAAACAAGUUUGCUGGUCUGCCGAAGUUUGUUGACCAGUUGCAUGACGAGGGAAUGCAUUAUAUUGUGAUCACAGAUCCCGGGAUUAGUAGCAGUCAGAGUCCAGGGUCUUACCCACCAUAUGAUGAGGGAAUGAAGAUGGAUGUGUUUAUUAAGGAUGCUAACGGAAAGCCUGCUAUUGGUCGGGUGUGGCCAGGUGAAACGGUGUUUCCUGAUUUUUAUCAUCCUAAUUCGUCUCAGUACUGGAAAGAGCAAAUCAAGGCAUUUCAUGACAAAGUUGCAUUUGAUGGACUCUGGAUUGACAUGAACGAGGUAUCUAAUGAAGUCGACGGAUCUAUAAAUGGUUGUCCAAACUCUAAACUGGAAGAUCCACCCUAUAAGCCAGAUCUUGAUGGAAGCCAGUUGCGGACUAGGACGUUGUGUAUGACUGCUAAAAAUGCACUUUCAGUUCAAUAUAAUCUUCACACUAUGUAUGGCUACUCAGAAAUGAUAUUAACAAUGAGUGCUUUGCAUGACGUACUUGGAAAACGCGCCAUGGUAAUUUCACGUUCAACGUAUCCUAGUAGUGGGACAUUUGGUGGACACUGGCUAGGAGACAACAUGAGUUCAUGGCCUGAUUUGUACUUGUCCAUCCCAGGAAUCUUGAACUUCAACAUGUUUGGCAUUCCUAUGGUUGGUGCUGAUAUAUGUGGAUUUGGUGGCAACACGACGCCGGAACUAUGUGCACGCUGGAUGCAACUCGGAGCCUUUUAUCCGUUCUCUAGAAACCACAAUGCAAUUCACAGCAAACCUCAAGAUCCACCUUCGCUUGGUCAGGACGUAGUUAAUGCAUCUCGUUCUGCUCUCCUAACUCGUUACUCUUUGCUACCUUAUCUCUACACGUUGUUCCAUCUGGCUCAUUUGACUGGCUCAACCGUUGCAAGACCACUCUUUUUUGAGUUUCCUACUGACAAUGCAACUCUGAGUAUUGACCAGCAGUUUUUGUGGGGAGGUGGACUGUUAAUUAGCCCAGUUCUUAAACAGGGUGCAACAAGUGUGGUGGCGUACUUUCCUGCAGGGCGAUGGUAUGACUUUUACAAGGGUGGAGAAGUUACUCCGUCUACUACUAAAGUUGGUCGAAAUGUGACACUUCCUGCUUCAAUGGAUUAUGUAAAUUUACAUGUUCAUGGUGGACAUAUUCUUGUUCUACAACAGCCAAACUUAACAACUAAUGCCAGCCGUAAGAAUCCGUUUGAACUGACAGUUGCACUCGAUGACCAAGGACAUGCUAGUGGUUUCCUGUUUUGGGAUGAUGGAGACUCUCUCGAUACAUUUGAGAAUGCCAAUUAUGCAGCUGUCAACUACACCACAGAAGAUUCUAAGCUAGUGGCUACUGUUGAGAGCCUAGCAUAUCAGGGCAUAUUAUCAUUACGAAUGGACAAAGUGAGAAUCUUUGGCUUCAGCAAGUCUACAAUGCCAUCCAAGGUGCAAGUUAAUGGUCGGCUUGUGGACAAGAAUAAUGUGUUGUUUGACAGCACAGCAAAGGCUGUGACUGUAAACAACUUGAAUUUGCCAAUGGGUAAAGGUUUCACAAUGGAAUGGUUUAUAUAGAUUUCAACAUAUCACAAACAAUACAGCGACUUAUUGAGUGUUGCACUAGAAUGUUGAUGCAUAUAUGCAUUGUUGUGUUGGCAAUACGUAUAGUCAGACUUUUGUUUAGCUUUUGUUAUUUGUUCUUUCGGAAGAAGAAAUUAAAACGUUGUCCCUGAAAGAUGGGGCAAAGGUUGGAAGUGAUUAUACUGAAAUAGAUUAUUUUAUUAGUCUGUUGAA